Molecule: messenger RNA, 2241 nt
Organism: Ceratitis capitata (Mediterranean fruit fly)
Lineage: Eukaryota; Metazoa; Arthropoda; Insecta; Diptera; Tephritidae
Product: protein brown
Exons: 8
Coding region: 168-2168 (666 amino acids)
Cellular component (GO): plasma membrane
Molecular function (GO): ATP hydrolysis activity; ATP binding; ABC-type transporter activity
Source: RefSeq, a predicted model, not a curated record
AAAAAAAAAAAAAAAGUUUAAAAAGUUAAAAACGUUAAAAACGCUGGAAAAUACUCUUAAUACACUCGCAUCAUAGAAAGUACCUGAGAAACAUUUUUCACAUUUCUACAUUCAUUUUCCAUACCCAUAAGUGUGAUAAAACCUACAACUGAAGCAGAGACUUUAAAAUGUACGAAAUUCCUACAAGCUUAUGUUUGGAGUGGAAGAAUCUCAACUAUCAUGUGCCAUCGACGGAGCAGAGCAAUUAUACAUUCUGGCAGGAAUGCCGGAAGGUUAAGGAGCUGCGCCUACUCAAAGACGUUAGUGGUCACAUGAAAACUGGUGAUCUCGUUGCCAUAUUGGGUUGCAGCGGCGCCGGCAAGACCACACUGCUGGCCGCCAUAUCGCAGCGUUUACGUGGAAAUUUAACCGGUGAUGUCGUAUUGAAUGGCGUGACCAUGGGACGAGAUGAUAUGACGCGCAUAUCAAGCUUUUUACCGCAAUUCGAAAUCAGUGUGAAGACCUUUACCGCUUAUGAACAUUUAUACUUCAUGUCGCACUUUAAAAUGCAUCGUAAAACGACAAAAGCGCAGAAGCGUCAACGUGUCACCGACCUGCUCUUCGCUUGCGGCUUACGAGAUGCGACACACACGCGCAUACAAUCGUUAUCGGGUGGUGAACGCAAACGUCUGAGUUUAGCUGAAGAGCUCAUCACCGAUCCACCGUUCUUAUUCUGUGAUGAACCCACCACCGGUUUGGACAGUUAUAGUGCUUAUACGGUGAUUAAAACGUUACGUCAUCUAUGCACCCAGCACCGGGUGGCCAAACAUUCGCUCACUUCGGUUUAUGGCGAGGACUCCUUUUCAACACCAGCUAGUAGCAGUGAGGGGAGCACGGGCCACAAUUCAAUUGAGAUGGAGGUGCUGCAAUCGAAUGAGGAUAUUUUUGAAUCCAUCAAGGAGAUACCCUCACUGGAGAUGUUCAAUCGUAGUCCGAAUGGGCGACAUAAGAAGGCUAUCAUCUGCUCUAUACAUCAGCCGAGUUCAGAGCUUUUUGAACUCUUCACACACAUCAUACUAAUGGAUGCGGGCCGCAUUGUUUUUCAAGGUAGCACCGAGCGUGCAUUCCAAUUCUUUACGAAUUUAGGUUACGUGUUACCGCAAAAUUGCAAUCCAGCCGACUUUUAUUUGAAAAUAAUCUCUGAUGCUCAUACUCAGCGCAACGACGGCGAAUUGAUAAAAGAGAAAUAUGAUAAUGAGACGUGGGGUCGAUAUUCGGGAAGUUGGCUGUUGUCACGCUCCUACAGUGGCGAUUAUUUGUAUAAUAUUAAAAAUUUUAAAAAGAUUCGUUGGGUCUAUCAAGUGUACCUGUUGCUAAUUCGUUUCAUGACAGAGGACAGCCGGAAUAUUAAACGAGGCAUUAUCUCACUGGGACUUUUUAUGAUCACCUCAUUGACUUUGGCCAUUAUGUACUCGGGCGUGAGCGGUUUGACGCAAACUUCAGUGCAAGACAUUGGUGGUUCCAUAUUUAUGUUGUCCAGUGAAAUGAUAUUUACCUUCUCGUACGGCGUGACCUACGUCUUUCCCAGCGCACUGCCAAUUAUGCGUCGCGAAGUGGGCGAGGGCACAUACAGUCUCUCGGCAUAUUAUGUUGCAGUCGUUUUAUCCUUCAUACCAAUGGCUUUCUUCAAGAGUUAUGUUUUCUUUUCGGUCAUUUACGGCUCUGUUUAUUAUACGCGUGGCUUUAUGCUUUAUUUGACCAUGGGUUUGGUAUUGGGUCUCUCGGCUAUAGCCGCGACGGGUUAUGGUCUAUUCUUGUCUAGCUUCUUUGAGACCGACACAAUGGCUGCGGAGUGCGCAGCGCCCUUUGAUUUGAUCUUCUUAAUAUUUGGUGGCGCUUAUUAUAACGUGGACUCGAUACCGUUUUUGAAGUAUAUCUCUUUGUUCUUCUACUCGAAUGAGGCUUUAAUGUAUAAUUUUUGGAUAAAUGUGGAUGAGAUCGUUUGUCCUGAAAAUUUGGAUCAUCCGUGCGUUCAAAAUGGUAUAGAAGUAUUAAAGCGUGGCUCCUUCAAAACAGCUGAUUACACUUUCUGGGUGGAUUGUUUGGGUUUGCUGGGCAUGGCGGUUGCUUUCAAUAUUGUGGCUUAUUUCUUUAUUAGAAAGUAUGUGAAGCGUAGUGGCUACUAUUAGAAUAAGGAAAACAUUUUAUGAAGAAAGACAAUAACAGUAAAUACAUAUAUAUAACAAAUAAAUAAAUAUAAUU